Molecule: messenger RNA, 475 nt
Organism: Xenia sp. Carnegie-2017
Lineage: Eukaryota; Metazoa; Cnidaria; Anthozoa; Malacalcyonacea; Xeniidae
Product: peptidyl-prolyl cis-trans isomerase FKBP12-like
Exons: 4
Coding region: 19-369 (116 amino acids)
Molecular function (GO): peptidyl-prolyl cis-trans isomerase activity
Source: RefSeq, a predicted model, not a curated record
UUUUCUUAAUUUUUCAAAAUGGCCGAAAAAAUUAGCGAAGGAGUGACUAAAGAAAUUCUUCGUCCUGGAAAUGGGAAGAUGCCGAAAUCAGGCGAUACGAUUACUGUAAAUUGUACAGGAAGCUUAGUAGACUCGCAGAAGAAAUUCUGGAGUACCCACGAUGAAGGACAAAAACCGUUCAGCUUUCAAGUUGGAAAAAGAAGAGUCAUAGCAGGUUGGGACGAAGGUUGUCUAACCAUGAAGGAAGGUGAAAAGGCAAGGCUCGUCUUGCAAGCCCAUAAAGCGUAUGGUACUACUGGUUUCCCAGCCUGGAACAUCCCACCAAAUGCACCUUUGCAGUUUGAUAUUGAGCUUCUGAAGAUCAACUGAACAGAGGAAGACGUCAAGAUACACUGCUAGCACUCGACCUACGUAGAUUUGAAUUUUCUUAAGAAAUAAUGAAGGGCAAUAUCAAUAAAAUAUGUUUUCAAUGAAA